Messenger RNA from Megalobrama amblycephala (Wuchang bream), 1415 nucleotides. It is a transcript of the gene trappc6bl, whose product is annotated as trafficking protein particle complex subunit 6B, like. NCBI's taxonomy places the organism in Eukaryota, Metazoa, Chordata, Actinopteri, Cypriniformes, Xenocyprididae. Gene Ontology annotation, biological process: endoplasmic reticulum to Golgi vesicle-mediated transport; regulation of GTPase activity. The record is from RefSeq and is a predicted model, not a curated record. The transcript has 7 exons. The coding region runs from base 155 to 646 and encodes 163 amino acids. Gene Ontology annotation, cellular component: trans-Golgi network; TRAPP complex; cis-Golgi network.
CAGAUUCAGUUGUGGGUAUUUUCUCCAUAGCAGCAGGUGGCAGUAAUGGUUGUGUAAGAAUCAGCGACACUACACUGAAGAAACAAAGACGGAUUUUGUGCAUCUGGGUGUUUUUCAUAAAUGUAUUUUUAUUUCAUGACUGAAGAUACGUGCAAUGAAUAUGGCAGAUGACGCUCUGUUUGAAUUCCUCCACAUGGAGAUUGUUGCUCACGUGUACAAGGAGCAGGCGACCCGGGAGGACAUUGAUAAGGAGAGAGUGACGUGUGUAUCUACUCUAGAGGGAAUGGGCUUCAGAGUUGGACAAGGACUGAUUGAAAGGCUUACAAAAGACUGCCCCACUUUCAAGGAUGACCUGGACAUAAUGAAGUUCCUCUGUAAAGACUUCUGGAGCACUAUCUUCAAAAAACAAAUCGACAACUUGAGGACUAACCAUCAGGGCACAUAUGUCUUACAGGAUAAUAAAUUUGCACUACUUACUCAACUCUCCAGUGGAAAGCAAUACCUUGAGGAAGCCCCAAAAUACUUGGCCUUUUCCUGUGGGCUGAUUCGGGGCGCCCUCUCCAACCUGGGCUUGGAGAGUGUAGUGACUGCAGAGGUUUCUUUAAUGCCAUCAUGUAAAUUUCAAGUUGUAAUUCAGAAACUCUAGGAUGGACUAAAUGAGCAAUGAACAGCAAUGUUUCUUCAGUUAACUUUGUCAAUGUGAAUUAGAUGGACCUAGAUUCUAAAUGUUUACAUUUACAACAUUAUUUUUGAUAUAAUGCUGUUUGCGGUUUCAAGUUAUAUUUCAGCGAGAGAGUUCCCACACAUUUCUAUGCAUAUUUUUCUCAGUUAAAUACAAAGGGUUGACCUGUUUGGAAAUAUUCUGAAUGUCAUAUUUUACCUCAACACUUCUUAUUAUAAACUAAAUUACUGAAACGGAUAAUCAUGGAAACAUAUUUUCAUAAAUGUGACAUUUUGUAUCUUCUGAAUUGUUUAUUAUGCAUUAUCAGAUUUGGGUCACUUAACAUAUUUUGGCCAUUUUACUUUGUUUGGAUAAGACCUUAAAAAAAAAAAAGUUAAAAUGUUAGAUGUAUAUUUGUUUUUCUACCAUUUUAUUGUAAAUGUAAAUUAUUUCUUCAUAUUUGGGACAGUUAAUUUGUUUGAGAAAAUUGUAUACAUUAUCUAAAGCUAUUAUUUAGUAAUGACACAUCUGAUUAAUUAUUUGAAGAAAAACAGCUCUUUUUUUGUUUAGAAAUAUGUUUAUAGUUUGGGAAUGUUACUGUUAUAUCUCACUGGUGAAGUUUUUAAAAAAGAAAAAAAUAGAUACUUGAUUUCACCAGAAGAGGGCAAUCUUUGUCAGUCAGAUGAAUGCCAUCUACUGUAGAGUGAAAACUCAAAAAUAUUUUAUCAUAAAUGUUUCAUUUGAAUGAUCUAGG